Molecule: messenger RNA, 1290 nt
Organism: Batrachochytrium dendrobatidis JAM81
Lineage: Eukaryota; Fungi; Chytridiomycota; Chytridiomycetes; Rhizophydiales
Exons: 4
Coding region: 1-1254 (417 amino acids)
Biological process (GO): protein phosphorylation; regulation of mitotic cell cycle
Cellular component (GO): nucleus
Molecular function (GO): ATP binding; protein serine/threonine kinase activity
Source: RefSeq, a predicted model, not a curated record
AUGAGUAAAAUCCAGACAAGAUGGGAUUCUGACCCAGAGGAUGAACAGAAACCUCAAAGACAGUCACAUCGAUCUAAUGUACAAUCCAAACGAACAAAGACAACUCAUCACUCUGAUACUCCUCAUCCACCAUCUGCUUCACAUAACUUAUCCCCAAUUCCACCACGAAUUUUACCCAAAGCUCCAUUCUUUCAAGGCUGUCGUAAUGUCGACCUUUACGAAAAACUCAACCGUAUUGAAGAGGGCUCAUAUGGUAUAGUUUAUCGUGCUCGGGACCGCCAAACUGGAGAAAUUGUUGCUCUAAAGAAACUCAAACUACAAAAAGAAACAAACGGAUUCCCCAUCACUUCAUUGAGAGAGAUUCAUACACUAUUGAUUGCAAAACAUCCAUAUAUUGUGAAUGUCAAGGAAAUCGUUACUACUUCAUCCAUGUCUGGAAUAUUUAUUGUGAUGGAGUAUCUAGACCACGAUCUAAAAUCACUCAUGGAAGAUAUGCCAUCACCCUUUCUUUUAUCUGAAAUCAAAACAUUGAUGAGGCAGCUUUUAUCUGCAGUAGCUUGUUUGCAUCGCAACUGGAUCAUGCAUCGAGAUUUAAAAACCUCAAACUUGCUGAUGAAUAACCGUGGAAGAAUUAAAGUUGCUGAUUUCGGAUUAGCAAGAAAGUAUGGAAGUCCAUUAGGUCCCAUUACACAAUUAGUCGUCACGCUUUGGUAUAGAGCACCUGAAUUGCUAUUAGGUGCAAAGAAAUACACCACAGCAAUAGAUAUGUGGUCUAUUGGCUGCAUAUUUGGUGAACUAGUCAAUAAAGAACCCUUGAUGCCGGGUAGAGGUGAGAUGGAUCAACUAGCCAAGAUAUUCAAGCUACUGGGUACACCUACCGAAAAAACGUGGCCUGGAGUUUCCGAUCUUCCCCUUUCAAAAACUGUUAAUUUCCAACGGCAAUUGUGUGUUGGCUUAAGAUCGACAUUUCCAUACCUUCCCGAAGACGGAUUGGACUUGAUGUCAAAGUUGCUAAGAUAUGAUCCUGAAACAAGAAUCACUGCCGAAGAUGCUUUAAAUCAUCCCUUUUUUUUUUCCAGUCCAUUGCCUAAAGAUCCGGAUCUGUUUCCCACAUUCCCAAGCAAGGCAGCAGGCGAACGACGGGUAAAAAAUGAUCCUCAUGCACCUCACGCCGAGCAUCAAACUUCCAUCACCGGAUCACUCUUUGACAACUCUUCCUCAGAUGCUGGAGUAGGAUUUCGACUUCGCGUAUAGCCAAUAAAAUUAGUUUAUAGUUGUUUGUUAUCCAUC